AUGUCGGCGCUCAGCAAUUUUUUGCCGCUAAUCGCGUUAUCGAUAAUCUCGCUUGUUGCCUAUCAAUUUGGGUUAAACCUGGGGAUAAAUCGCCGAGUGUACAACCAUGUGCCCGGUGAGUGUACAGUUGCCGGGGCUUUCGAGGAGGGUAUCGCUGGAAUGGAUACCACAGUUGAUGGGAUUGUUCUAAUCAGCACGGGCCAAGACCUGGAAAAUCGCACGGCCCCCACUCGAGCGGGCAGUAUUUUUGGGCUGUCAACGGACAACAAAAGUUCAUGGGAGUUGACCCGGAUUGGUGGGCCCGAGAAGCUGAAUCCGGGCCCGAUUUCGCUGUCUUACCAGCAGAAGCGGCAGCAAAAAGACCAAAAGCUUUUCCUCAUCAAUUAUCGAAAGCGUGGCGACAGCGUGGAACGAUACAAGGUGCACACGGGCUUGAAGGUUUUGCAGCACGAGGCUACGGUCAGAAGCCCCCAUUUUGCCGAGCUGUUCGCCUGGGAGACUGGCCAGGUUUUGUUUUACGACGGGGCGACGACACGGAUCGUUGACGCGACGAUUUCUUCGCCCGCCGGCAUCGCUUUUGAUUUGAUGAGAAGAUACCUUUACGUGGCUUCCCAUCUCACCGAGCAAAUUGUCAUCUAUCAAGUGCUGGUCAACUACGAACUCCAGAAAUUGAAGUCAAUUUCGCUGAAAACGAUGCCGUAUUCGCUGUGGGUUGACGUUGAUGGGACGCUUGUUACGACGGCCCAUCCGAUAAAGAUAAGGCAUUUCUACCAGGAAAGCAACCCUCAGGAGAUUCACGCACCGACGCAGAUUUUGCGGGUUCAUCCGAGGCCCCGGUCGAAUCAAACAACGUCAGGACUACAAAACAGUUCG
This is a messenger RNA of Mesorhabditis spiculigera, 873 nucleotides long. The record is from the annotation of a GenBank genome assembly. Lineage: Eukaryota; Metazoa; Nematoda; Chromadorea; Rhabditida; Rhabditidae.